GUAUUAGACCAGCAGUUGCGGGGAAAACCUCUUCAAAAAAUAAAACCAAAUAAUCUAAAACGGAAUUUGGAAAAUCCUCUAACCAAUAAGUUUCGAUUUGGAGCUCUCCUGUUUGGUUUUCUGUUUUGGUGCUCCAGUUUCGUGACUGAUAAGAUAAAACCCAACUGCAUUUCGAAGGGAAAAUACGAGCCAUAAUAACUCAAAAGGUGAAUAAGUCCGAGCUAAUUGUGACGUCACUAACGCCUUGAAAUCGUCGCAAUUUCGAAUUGCGUUUAAGCAAAAGCCAGAGAGACAAUAACUUGAAAACAGAAUACAAUUUUAGCCCUGAUAAGAGCGUGAAAUGAAAAUGCAUGCGCAAUAGAGGAGAAUCUGGAUUGUGGAAAUUUAAUCAGCUUCAUUCAUCUAUAUUGCAGAAAUGAGGAUCGGAUUGGAAUUAGUUAUCCUACUUUUGGGAUUCCUCUCAUCCUGUGUGGCUGUAAAUUGUCCUUUUCCCUGUCGCUGCUCUUGGGUUGUGGAUAGUCUGUAUGCGGAUUGUUCGAGGAGGAAUCUGCUUACUUACCCAAGUUUCGAUGGCAUUCCCGUGGAGCACUUGGAUUUGUCGGGAAAUAAAUUCGAAGAGUUCCCCACCCAAUAUGCAGAUAUUGACUCGCUGAUCUACUUGGAUUUGUCCAACAACCACAUUUCUUCCAUUGACAGUAAUACCCUCAUUGGUUUUACUUUACUGAGAACUCUGCUGCUGGGAAAUAACUCCAUAGAAUCCUGGCAAGCUCUUAGUCCCAAUGAGGCCUUUAUAAAUGCUCCGAGUUUGAAGAGACUGAAUCUUGAUGGCAACACUUUGGGAUCCUUUAGCAACGGUGAGAGUUUCGAUAUGCUGACCAGUCAAUCCCUCACUGAAUUGGAACUGUCUUCCUGCGGAAUAACAUCUAUCGGAGGAGAUCAGCUAAUAAAUCAGCUGCCGAAUCUGGAACGCCUUAACCUGGCCAACAAUAAACUGUCUCAAAUUGCCGCCUUGCCCUCGAGAACUUUGAGAGCCCUCGAUCUGAGCAACUGCAACAUUCAAUCAUUUUCCGGUUAUUUCCUCGAAGCCAUGGAAAAUCUAGAGGUUCUCAAUCUAUCCAGAAAUACACAGCUCCAGUUUGACAGCCUGUCUGAUGAUCCUAUUCUCACCUACAUGUUGCGGAUAUUGGAUGUGUCUUACUGCAACUUGGACUCCAUAGAACUCAACGGUUUGCCGCAAUUAACCGAGGUUCGAUUGCGGGGAAAUCUUCUGAGAACAGUGGAUGCCAAUACUUUUGCCAAUAAUACCAUGCUGGAAAUCCUAGAUCUCUCACAGAACGUGUUGCGACUCAUCGGCAAAGAUGCCUUUACCAACUUGAAAAGGCUUAAGAAGCUCAACUUGGCUUUCAAUGAAAUAGCCAGGUUGGAUCGAAACUUCAUUCAGAGCAACGAUGUUCUAGUGGAGCUAAACCUCAGUCGAAAUGUGCUACAGAAAUUGACGAGGAUUGUUUCCAAUUCGGUGAGAAUCAUAAACAUGAGUUGGUGUGAAAUCACCGCGAUAGAGAGCACUGCCUUGUCGAGUCUAUCUGUCAUCCAGAACUUGGACUUAUCCAACAAUCUUAUCAGCGACAUUCCCACUUUUAUGAGAUCGGCAACGUUGCAGCACCUGAAUUUGGCCAACUGCAGGCUAACUACAGUACGAAACAACACCUUCAGAGAGUUCCCCGAGUUGGCGGAUCUCCACUUGAAUGGCAACCGACUGACGAGUCCCAUUCCUCCCCAAUAUUUUUCGAGUAACAAGUUCCUGGAUCAACUGUGGUUGGGCGACAAUCCCUGGAUUUGCGACUGCCACAGUCCGCUCUUCGUGGAGUUCUACGACUUUCUAACAUCUAAACCAGCUAAGAUAAAAGACAAGAGCCACUUACGUUGCGCAGCACCUGCCAUUUUCUAUGGGAAACUUUGGGAGUUUGCCUGCUCGGAUGUGUGGAUUGUGACUGCCAGGAGCAGUAGCAAUGGCGAAAAGGCCUGGUCGAUUAUAAUGAUCACACUCCUGGUUUUGGGUGCUCUGGUAAUGGCCUACGCCUGCUUGCAAAAGUUCCUCAAGAAGCGAAAAAUCAGGGAAAGCGAUAGGGAGUUCGAGGAGAAUGAUGAUGAGCUAAGGCGCAUUCGUGAUCUCAACAACCGCAUUCUGCAGGAGGAGGGUACCCCGAGUAUUCAGCACACCCAGGAGAUUAGUUUGCUGCCCUCCUAUGAAGAUGCAUUGAGAAUGCCCAAAUUAGAGAGACCUGUGAAAUCAAUGCUGGAUCUUUCAGGCCCACAAAGAACUAGAAAUUCCCGGAAGCUAAGGAGAUCGCAGACCCACGAUCCAGAAGGAUCUCAAUCAGAGGAGGACGAGGGACUUCAGUUGGACUCCCGCCAGAGAUUCCGCAGUGUGGAGAUGCUUUCCAAUCGAGAUAAAGAGAGAACCGCUCAAUAUGGACCCUACAGACGAACUGGUUACAUGGAGUACAACCAAUCGGGAAGUCGGAUUUUCAGCACCGAGGAUGCCCGUUUCCCAGCAGCUCAUUUGAAAACUCAAAACCUGCAGAGUGCUGAGCAGAUUGGUAAUUUCCAGAGCUACGAAAAUAGUCCUUAUACGAAACGAAAGCCAAAGAUAGCAGAGAUUCCUCCUUUCAAGAGGGUAAAUAUGAUGGCAGAUAGCGUGGAGUUCCUCACCGAUCCGGAGUUCGAGGAUGUGGCCAGUAAGCCCGGCAGUCCCUUUGCAAAGAGGAAGCCAAAGCCACCAUUGCCACCACCUUCUAGUAUGAAAGUCAGUGCCCAGGUGUACACAAUGCAGCAGAGUCCUGUUCUUGAACUGGAUCCCGCCAUCGAGGAUUACUUCAGUGCGGCUAAGAAGCAGCCUUCCUCCUCCACGAUUGCCAGCGAUUUCCAGGAGCUGGAGGAACCAGAACUGCGAUCCCUUCCAGACGACAAUCGAUCGAGUAUCUCCCGAUCGGAUGUGGAACAGGAUCUGGAGCGGGGAAAGCGGAAGAAGCGGAAGAACUCCGCCAGUCGACGGGUGAGUGGCAGCUUCUCAGCCGCCAAUGCCGCCGACAGCUCCUCCAGCGACUCCGAGCACCACGCCCUGGUCCACAAGCCCAUGCGAGAGACCUUGUUUUAGGUCUAGACAGCGUAGGCCGUACUGUUAGUUACACCCGACUUGUUAGCAUAUCCAUAAGACUAUUUAAACGCACCAACAAAUAAACUAACAUUUUUGAGUAAA
Messenger RNA from Drosophila ficusphila, 3259 nucleotides. RefSeq lists its product as uncharacterized. The coding region runs from base 416 to 3157 and encodes 913 amino acids. Gene Ontology annotation, molecular function: protein binding. The transcript has 5 exons. The record is from RefSeq and is a predicted model, not a curated record. NCBI's taxonomy places the organism in Eukaryota, Metazoa, Arthropoda, Insecta, Diptera, Drosophilidae.